UUUAAUAGUAAAAACGACACUGAUUUUCAAAUAAGGAAAACAAUGGCGUGGUACAAAUAUUUUAGUGUGGAAGUACCUAUAUGCCUUCUAAUUUUUUCCAUGGAGUUGUGCGGCUCUGUUUUUACGAAUUUGCUGAUGUAUAGAACGUGCUACACUAUACUUGGUUAUCCAGAGUCAGAUUGUGCCCAAUUAGGAAAUGAUGUUAACAACGUUACAAUAGAUCUCGAGCCAAAAGUACAACCAACUGUUAAUUAUAUUAAUAUGGUUCAAAAUAUACUGCAUAACACAUUUCCUAUAUUCUUUUGCAUGUAUGUCGGGACGUGGUCAGAUAAGUUUGGAAGGAAACCUUUUCUACUACUAAGCAUGAUAUGUGGAACUAUUUCCUCUAUAAAUAAUUUCCUGAUUGCACAUUUUACAUACGCAUCUUCUUGGUGGUUUGUGGCUGCUGGUAUUCCAUCAAUGGUAAUGGGAGGCAUGUCAACUGGGGCUAUUGUUACUUCUGCUUAUUUAAUAGACGUGUCGACAAAAAAAGACCGAGUAGUAAGAUUAGCUGCUUUUGAAUUUAUUAUGAUGUCAUCAGGUUUUAUUUCAAAAAUGAUAUCAUCGCGUGUAUUAUACGCUACAAGUUAUGAAAUAAUGUAUCUGAUUUCGAUCGGACUACAAAUACCUAGUAUUCUUUACACAAUAUUCUUUAUUCCGGAAUCAAGAAAGGACGCCAAGAAGAUUAAGACGAUAUUUAACUCAAAGGACAUCUGUGCGAACUUAAACUUCAAAGCUGUUUUACAAGCGGCCUUUAGACCAAGAGAAAACAAAAUAAAUAAAUACUUGUUUAUCGUUAUAAUCAUUCAAUUAAUAUGGUGUUUUGGUAUGGGUGACAUGCAAGUUUUUUCCUUAUAUUUAAGAAAUAAAUUACACUGGACCGUAAGCAAAAUGAAUUUUGUAAGCAGCAUUACCUCUGUUGGGCAUAUGAUUUUAGCAUCCUUGGGAACUUAUAUUUUAUAUAAAGUUUUAAAAAUAAAGGAACUGCGGCUGGCUUUGUUAGGUGUUACAUCGAUAACCAUUGUAACUAUUCUUCGAGCUUUAGCAACAAGCGAUAUAUAUAUUUAUAUAGGUAACUUUCUUGGCUGUUUUGGAGGUUUAACUAUGCUUAUGUGGAAAACAGUAAUGUCUUAUAUGCUCAGACCUGAAGAAAUGGGAAAUAUAUUGGCUCUCAUGAGUAUACUACAGAGCUUAAUUUCAUUGCUCUCUGGUCUGGUCUAUCCAGCAAUAUACAAUGCUACGAUAAAUACAAACAGUGGCUUAUAUAAUUAUCUGUCAUUGGGUAUUAAUAUUAUUGUUGGUAUAUCAAUAUUAAUUCUUUCGAGAGUAGAUAUACCACACUAUCAACCAGAUCCAAUUCCACCAUCUGCAGAUCAAGAAAGUGCGAAUGAUGAAAAAAUUAGUAAAAUGGCAGAUACUACAGUAGAAAUUUUAAAUGAAACUCAAGAUGACCAACGGUUUUAAACCUUAGAAGUAAUAAUAAUCACGGUUUUCUGAAAUAACUUUGCUGGUGGUUUUAGUAUUUAGGUGCUGGUGUUUAGUAUUCACAUCUUCGAAGUGUCUACUCAUUCAGUUAUUUUUUGUUUGGAAACCAAUGUUUGAUCUUGUCUUGAUCUUUAGUAGAUAUAGCUUUUCUUUUUAGGCGAUAUCUUUCCUAACAGUUGUAUUUAAUAUAUUUUAAACAGUGUAAAG
Diabrotica balteata is the source of this 1731-nucleotide messenger RNA. Lineage: Eukaryota; Metazoa; Arthropoda; Insecta; Coleoptera; Chrysomelidae. The record is from the annotation of a GenBank genome assembly.